Messenger RNA from Carya illinoinensis, 654 nucleotides. Its product is annotated as protein FAR1-RELATED SEQUENCE 5-like. The record is from RefSeq and is a predicted model, not a curated record. The coding region runs from base 1 to 654 and encodes 217 amino acids. The transcript has a single exon. Gene Ontology annotation, molecular function: zinc ion binding. Lineage: Eukaryota; Viridiplantae; Streptophyta; Magnoliopsida; Fagales; Juglandaceae.
AUGGUGAGUGAUUUUGUGCAUCAAUACGAGAAAGUCUUAGAUGCACGUUAUUUCAAGGAGAAAGAGAAGGAUGUGCAAACAAAAUCGACACGGGCUGUUAUGAAAACUUUAUGGAAAAUUGAAGCAGAUGCAGCCUCAGUCUAUACAAGGAAGUCUUUCAUGAUCUUCCAGGAUGAGCUCUUCAAUAGCCAAUGGUACAUUCCAACCAAAGUUGGAAAAGAGGACGAGAGAAGGAUAUAUGGAGUCACACUGAAUGGCAAAGAGCAACCUAUUUAUCAUGUGACCUUGGAGAGUGGAGAUGCGAAGGCAAUAUGUACAUGUCAUAUGUUUGAGUUUGUGGGGAUUCUUUGUAGGCAUAUCCUAUGUGUCUUUAAGAAGAAAUCGAAAUUAAAUAUGUUGCCACAUCAUUAUAUUCUAGAGAGAUGGACCAUUAAUGCUAAGAGUCGGGCCAUUCUUGACAUACCAAAUUCCGAUGGCUAUGUAAUGACACACGAUGAUCCAAUGAUAAGUAAAAGCAAGUUGAGGAUGCAAUUUUAUGAUAUUGCCGAACUUGGCUCACAAUCACCACAGAAAUACAACCACCUCUCUCUUGCCUUAGACAAGGUCCACAAGGAGUUGCUCUUUAUGGAAGAUAUUGAGGGAAAAAAAAUAUAG